ACACUGGCAUAGCUUUCAUUUUCAAUCAUAAAUAGAAAGAACCAAAACACAAAAUAAUAUCAACAACAAAUAAUUUUUUGGCAAGUAUGGAUCAAAAGGCACAAUCAACACCUGAUCGUGUUUACAAAGAUUUGCAACCAUAUCAUGAAUGGAAUGAAGAUGAAACAAGUGCCACUCUUGUUCUAAUGCUGCCAGGAUUCACAAAGGAACAAUUGAGAGUGCAAGUGACUUCAAAAGGUGUCCUAAGGAUCAAUUGUGAAAGACAAGGGAUUGAGAAUAUAUGGCAUCGUUUUGGCAAAGAAUUUCCAAUUCCUCCAUAUUGUGAAACCAAUGACGUGAGUGCCAAGUUUGAACGUGGAGUGCUAUCAAUCAUGUUUCCAAAGCUAAUAACCCCAGCUAAUAAGCCUCAAGAACAAGAACCUAUCACAAAUCCACCCCAAGAAUCUUCAAUGCCACAACAACUUAGUGAUGAACCUAAGGCACCAACACAAGCACAAGUGGUUGAUGAUCAACAAGAGUCAUCACCAAAGAAAGAAGAACCAAUUAAUGAUGAAAAAGAAAAUAACAAAAUAGAAGAAAAAGUUGAAAAUGAUCAAAAGAAGGUGAGGACUAAUGAUGAGUUGCUGGAGACAAAAGAAGUUAUUAAAACUGCUGAGGGUAAGGGAAAGAGACAAGGCAAGAUGACACAAAGAUUGAAAACAAGGAUUUUAGAUUUUAAUAUAAGUUUGAGAUCAAAGGAUGAUAAGGAUGUUAACCAAUUAGGUUUUGGUGACACAAGGCCUAAGAAGGGGAAGUUAUUGGUGAAUAUGAUUGUGGCAAGCUUGUUGGUUUUGGUGCUUGGGGUGUAUGUCAAAAAUGCAUUGUGGUCAUCUCAAGGAGAAUCAAAGGAAUUUUAAUCUCAUAUGCAUAUUCAUUAUUGUAAAUGCAUAAAUAAACUCAAUAAAGAAGUAAAACAACUACUUUGAUUAUGAAGAUUGAUCAAAUCACACGGGCGUUUAUAUUUAAUACUUGUACACCUCUUAACACAUGUAUUAUAAACUCAUUGUUGCAUUGUAACCAAAAAAACAAGUUGUUGCAUUGAAA
This is a messenger RNA of Medicago truncatula (barrel medic), 1083 nucleotides long. RefSeq lists its product as uncharacterized. Lineage: Eukaryota; Viridiplantae; Streptophyta; Magnoliopsida; Fabales; Fabaceae. Gene Ontology annotation, biological process: cellular response to heat. The transcript has 2 exons. The coding region runs from base 87 to 896 and encodes 269 amino acids. The record is from RefSeq and is a predicted model, not a curated record.